Peromyscus eremicus (cactus mouse) is the source of this 3217-nucleotide messenger RNA. RefSeq names its product centrosomal protein 104 (gene Cep104). The transcript has 20 exons. Gene Ontology annotation, cellular component: cilium. NCBI's taxonomy places the organism in Eukaryota, Metazoa, Chordata, Mammalia, Rodentia, Cricetidae. The coding region runs from base 1 to 2427 and encodes 808 amino acids. The record is from RefSeq and is a predicted model, not a curated record.
AUGGUCAAAGAAUUGGAGAAGUCAGAGCCAGAGGUGGCUUUGGUUGCAAUAAAUAUCAUUGGAGACCCUGCAGAUUUUGGUGAUGAAAGCAAUAUUACCUCUAGAGAGAAGCUGAUUGACCAUUACCUUGGCCACAGUCCCCACAGUGAUGACCCAGCCCUAGAAGGAACUUUUGCUGGGAGAUCUGAUUAUAUCUCUCCACUUGAUGACUUGGCAUUUGACAUGUACCAAGACCCUGAAGUCGCACAGAUCAUCCGCAGGCUGGAUGAAAAGAAACGGGACGCUGUCAAGAAGGAGCGCUACGACCAUGCCAAGAAACUGAAGCAAGCCAUCGCUGACCUACAGAAGGUCGGUGAGCGCCUGGGACGCUACGAGGUGGAGAAGCGCUGCGCAGUGGAGAAAGAAGACUAUGACCUGGCCAAGGAAAAGAAACAGCAAAUGGCACGCUACCGUGCCCAGGUGUAUGAACAGCUGGAGCUGCAUGGCCUCCUGCAGGGCGAGCCAGAGAUACAGCGGCCUUUUGCUUUGCCCCUCCAGCCCCUUGCCUCGCCCAGCAGUCCCCAGCACUGGAAGGCAGUGUCCUCACUCCCGCGCACAGAAGAGCUGGUAACGGAAGACACAUUUGCAGGCCCUAUCCUCCAGGAAAAGCCCUUGGCAUAUACCUUGGCAUCUUCUCCUCGGCAUUCAGCAGUGGACCAGUCCCCACCUGCUGCAGGCCCUGCACCUAGGAGCCAUGUGGACGCCCUGCCCUACGAUGAACGGCCUCUUCCUAUUACUCGAAAGCAGUUGGGGGAAGCAUCUGCAGAACCAGAAGUGAGAGAGCCAGACAGCAGUGAUGUCCGGAGACGGGGUGUCUCAGGGGAACCCGAGCCCCUGACAGAGAAGGCCUUGAGAGAAGCCAGUUCUGCCAUUGACACCUUAGGCGAAGCCUUGGUGGCUGGGGCCUAUUCUAAGACGUGGUCCUGCCGAGAAGAUGCACUGCUGGCAUUGUACAAGAAGCUGAUGGAGAUGCCUGUUGGAACCCAGAAGGAAGAUUUGAAAAACAUACUCAGAGCAUCUGUCUUUCUCAUCAGAAGAGCCAUAAAGGACAUUGUGACCUCAGUCUUUCAGGCUUCAUUGAAAUUGCUGAAAAUGAUAAUUACACAGUAUAUUCCCAAGCACAAGCUGAGCAAACUGGAAACAACACACUGUGUAGAGAGAGCUGUUCCCCUUUUACUCAACAGAACCGGAGACUCCUCGGCUCGCCUCCGUGUCAUAGCUGUGAAUUUCAUUCAGGAAAUGGCCUUGUUUAAGGAGGUGAAGUCUCUCCAGCUCAUUCCGUCCUACCUGGUGCAGCCGCUGAAGGCCAAUGCUUCCGUUCAUCUGGCAAUGAGCCAAGUGGACCUUCUGGCCCGGCUGCUGAGAGACCUGGGCACUGGGAACUCAGGCUUCACCGUGGACAAUGUGAUGAAGUUUGCACUGAGCGCCCUGGAGCACAGGGUGUAUGAGGUGCGAGAGACAGCAGUCAAAAUCAUCCUGGACAUGUACAGACAGCACCCAGCCCUCACCCUGGAGCACCUUCCUCCAGAAGACAGCAGCACACGCAGGAACCUUCUCUACAAAGCCAUUUUUGAGGGAUUUGCUAAGAUAGAUGGCAGGCCAACGGAGGCUGAAGUCAGGGCCCAGAAAAGAGCAGCCACAAAGGAAGCAGAAAAACAGAAGAAAGAGGAGAUGAAGGCUCUGCAGGGCCAGUUGGCAGCUCUGAGAGAGACCCAAGUUGGAGCCCAGGAGAAUGACGCUAUGAAGCUCAAGAAUCAAGACCCUCAAGGAAGGAGAGGUGCCCCACCUGAGACUCCAGAAAUCCCAGAUAACCACUAUUUGGAUAAUCUGUGCAUCUUUUGUGGGGAGAGGAAUGAGUCCUUCACAGAAGAGGGUCUGGACCUGCACUACUGGAAACACUGCCUCAUGCUGACGAGAUGUGACCACUGCAGGCAGGUGGUUGAGAUAUCCAGCCUGACAGAACACCUGCUGACAGAAUGUGACAAAAGGGACGGGUUUGGGAAGUGCCACCGCUGCAGCGAGGCUGUUCCCAAGGACGAGCUUCCCAGGCACAUCAAAACUAAGGAGUGCAACCCUGCCAAAUCGGAGAAGGUGGCAAACCGAUGUCCUCUGUGUCAUGAGAACUUUGCCCCUGGAGAAGAGGCAUGGAAGGCGCAUCUGAUGGGCCCUACCGGCUGCACAAUGAACCUGCGUAGGACACACAUUCUCUACAAGGCCACAGCCCCACAACAAGGGAAGGGCCCAGCAGCAUCGAAGUCAGGAACCUCAGGACCCAAGGUUGGAAGCAAGAUACCCACCCCAAAGGGGGGCCUGACUCCUACUGUGCUUGGCCCAGAGCAUCAAAUGGAACAGCGUUUGUUGAGAGGAGAAUCCCGUCAAAGGCCUUGAGUGUGGAGAGAGCACGAAAUGACUGAGAAAGCCAAGCACAGGUACCAUAGGGUAACAAGGAGGUCCUUCGGGUCAGACGCUGGCCAUUGUCUUCUAGCCCAUCUCAAAGUAUGGACAGCAAUGGAAAGUUAACCUCAGAACUUAAGAAACGGAUACCUGUAAUGCUUUCUGUCUGUUGUAACCUUAAGCUAUUUGUAAAAAUCCUUCCUUCUUAGCCGAGCACAGUGGCUCACAGCUGAACUGGCGCUUGGGAAGCCAGAGUCAGAAGCUCACCACAAGUUCAAGGGAAGCCUGGCUCCAGAAUGAGGCUCUGGCUCAAAAUUAAACAGAACAGAAAAGAAUCCUUUGUUUUUAGCUCCCACGUUUGCCUGUUACAGAAUCAUGAGUUUCUGCAGAGGUGACUGGCGGUAUUGGCAGCCACAAAGCUCCACACCACUGUGCUUAAUUCAGGGAAGGAGCUAAUAACCCCACCAUUGAUAAUAUCAAAAUGUGGAACACUUCUCACGCUUCACAUAUGAUAUGUUGUGGAUAUUUAAUAUUUAUUUAUAUUAUUUUCAUAAAAGAUUCUAUUAAAUCUAAUUUAAAGGAAUUAUGUCAUCUGAUACUAGAAUACAAAUGUAAAUACCUUUAAUGAAAAUUUGCAACUUUUUAAUGUUUUAACAUAGUUUUUCUAUUUGUCUUUCUUUCAGGUACCAGAAUUACAAAAUAAUAUAUUUUUAUUGCUAUUGUUUUAGGGUUUAUGUGCUAAUUUGCCUUGAGUACAUUAAUACAGUAAAAAGAUCAUUCAGUG